ACUCGGCGGCGGCGGCGGCGGCUGUCUUUUCGACCAGACCCAGUCGUAAUGGCGAUCCCGUUGCAGGUGGAGGGUUUGUGAACGAACGCGGAAUUAUUGGAGUUUAUUCGGAGGACUUUUUUCUGCUGCCUACAUUUUCCAUUUGAGUUUCCCCUCCAUCAUCGUUGGUGCGUCGUGUGCGUAAUUUUUUUUUGUUCGAAAAAUAGAAUUUUCUUUCGUUCGAGGAGAACCGUCGUGGCUAGUUAUUGGGAAAAUUUAAAAGGAAGUUUUCCUUCCGCCUGCAGCGCCCAGUGCGUCGUGUUUCUUUUGCGUUUUUUGCCCAGCGUGAGUGACAAAGUUUAAAUUUUCAUUGCGUGUGGUAGGGCGGCCGAGCAUCGCCAAAGACGCGAGUGUGUUGGUGUGUGAAGAGUCAGAAAAAAAUCUCAGAAGAAAAUAAAAAUAAGCCUCAUCAGUAAAAGCAAUUCACCGCAACAGCAAACAACAACGGCACUAAACGCUGAAAGUGAUCCAAAAAAAAAAAAAGACUGACCCCCAAAAAGUAAAGUAAAAUAAAGUGAAUCAUGUUGCCCACGUACCAGCGAAUAGGCGGCACCAGCCAACCGCCGAAUCCGCUGCUUGCCGUGCGCCGUUCGUUCCGCUCCAGCGAGAAGUGCCUCAUCCUGCUGGUGCUGCUCACGUUCGGUUUCGUUUGUUUCGGCGGUUUCUUCUUUCUGCCGGACAACUUCGGUGCCGACCGGGUACUGAAAGUGUACAAACAGUUCCAGAAGGCGGGGCCGGAAAUUUUCAUUCCUCCGCCACCGCCGGCCCACGGCCUGCUGGAGGGCGACGAAGAUCCACACAAGCUGAACGAUCGCGAAAAGCUGCAGGAGAAGAUUCAGAAGGAAAUGCCGGACGACAUAUUGGAGAAGCCGGAUCUGGACGUCGGUCACACCAGUGGACCAGAGUUUGACAAUGUCCUCGAUUCGGGGGUGGCGGCAGCAGGUCCGAUGGCCGGAGGUCCUGCCGGGGUGGUAGCACCACCCCAAAUGCUCGACGAACCGGACCUAAAGGGCGGGCCUUCGUCGUCGAAGGGCUCGACGGCCGGCAGCGGAGGAUUCCACACGUUCAACUCGUCCGUUGGGGAAGAUCCGGACCCGGCGGUGCGCGAGAAGCGCAACAAAGUCAAAGAGGUAAGUGCAGUUAUGUCAACCAACAACAACUGUUGUAAUGUAAUUAGAUGCGAAUGUCUGUUAUUGAUGCGCGUGUGUACGUGUGUUUGUGAACAAGCGAAUAACUGCAAUCAAAGAAAUGACGUGGUUUAUCUUAUCAGCUGAGGCGACAACACGCUUUGCGUGUGAUAGGGCAUUUU
Ochlerotatus camptorhynchus is the source of this 1348-nucleotide messenger RNA. Its product is annotated as mannosyl-oligosaccharide alpha-1,2-mannosidase IA-like. Bases 561 to 1313 code for a protein of 250 amino acids. The record is from RefSeq and is a predicted model, not a curated record. Lineage: Eukaryota; Metazoa; Arthropoda; Insecta; Diptera; Culicidae. The transcript has 2 exons.